AUGAGGGGUGGAAGUUCUGAACGUUUGGUCGUGCGGUCUUCGCGCCGGAGGGGCGAAACGCGUGCAAAAUUGACAAGAUACAUCACUGUUAUGCUAGCAGCUCUGCUUGGAGGAGGUGGUUCUGCUCUUCUCUUCCUAGUGCCCCUCUACGCCGACCCUGCUUUGAGUGCUUUAGCAGCUGACUUCGACCCCGUCCCGGCUGAAUGUGUAACUGAAAGACGUGAUGAUAGACUCGGCUUAGACAAUUGUACAUGGGCAUCUUGUAGAGAAGGCUGCACCAGUGACGCAUACAAAUGUAUCCAAUUGCAUGUGAAAUAUAAAGCGCAAGCCGAAGAUUGGCGUCCUGCAGUUCUGUUUGUGAAUAUUAAAGGCUGUGGAUAUCCUCCAGCGGUAAACUGCGAGAACUUCACUCUGAGCUAUGGAUAUGUGGGAGCAAGGUAUCCUUGCUACUGGUCUAGGGCUGAUACAGCAGUCGUAGUCCCGAGGUGGUCUCGUGGAGAACAGGUAGCGACAGUAACGAGGACAUUGGCCAUCCCACUGUUUUUGUCCGGCUGUGCUGGAAUUGGCUUGUGUGCAUUACAUUGCGAGUGUAGACCUAGACGACGAAGACGCCCCCCACGCAGGCCUCCACGCUUACCAACCCUGACCCUCGACGACACAGCAGUGUACCGACUUGCC
Messenger RNA from Brenthis ino (lesser marbled fritillary), 678 nucleotides. NCBI's taxonomy places the organism in Eukaryota, Metazoa, Arthropoda, Insecta, Lepidoptera, Nymphalidae. The record is from the annotation of a GenBank genome assembly.